UCCCAGAUACUACUGUUUGAUCAUUGUUUGGUUCAAUAAUUGAGUGUUACAGUUCGCUGUUUCAGUUGUCUUUACUCUUUUAGCUUCAGUUCCAAUGGCAGAUUCUCUGAUGUUCUUCUCAAUAUUCCCAUAUAUUAGUUUUUCAUACCUAAAUUUAUUUUCCUGAAACGAAGGAAAUAUCAAAUCCAUGUUCAAUCUCAUAACUCCAUGAACGUUUAUUCUGCUCUCUUAUUGGACCUGGUCUUCAGUGUCUUAUCUCAAUCUUUGUUCAUGAAAUCUCGUAACAAAUAUUCAUGGAGGAUUUGAGGUUGAGGGAUAAGUCAGCACAAAGUAGUGGAAGAGUUUUUUUGUUUUGAGAAAUUUAGAGAGAUGGAGUUUCAAGAAGCGUUGAUGAGGUUGAUGGUUCACAAGAAGAGUUCAGAGUCGACGGAGACGACGAGAAGUCCCAGACACAGAUGGAAGAUUUCCUUCUACAGAUCAUCUUCAUCGAUUACUGCAAAAACUCAACAGCAAGAGCCGAAGAAAAUGUUGCAGACUCCGAAAGAGUUUCUUUGUCCCAUUUCAGGCUCUUUAAUGGCGGACCCGGUUAUAGUUUCUUCUGGUCACACCUUUGAACGAGCCUGUGUUCAUGCUUGUAAGACUCUAGGCUUUACACCAGCUUUAGUCGACGGUACCGCACCAGAUUUCUCCACUGUCAUCCCUAACCUCGCGCUCAAGUCUACCAUUCUCAACUGGUGUGAGAAAAAUUCUGUAAGUCCCCCAAAACCUAUUGAUAUUUUAUCUGCAGAUAAGCUUGUUUGUACAUUAAUGGCGACUACCCAUAAAAAGGAAGAAAAUGAAGAGAAAGAGUUGAUUCGAGGACUUAAAGAAAACCCUUCACUGAAUUUCAGUCACGCUGUCACUGACUUAACUCGUCGUCCCGGAAAAUUCUUCGCUAUUUCAUCAGAGGUUUCCGUGCCAACCACCGCCACCGUGCCAACAACUCCGCCUCUACAACUCGCAACUCGGCCGAGUUGCUACUCUUCAGCCUCCUCGUCCGAACUGGAAACCUCAACCCCUCACCCACAACCCAAUUCAGAAGAAGAGUUCGUCGCAAAACUCAAAAGCCAACAAGUUCAUGAACUCGAAGAAGCUGUAAUUUCAUUAAGAAAGAUCACAAGAACGAGAGAAGACAGUAGAGCAACUCUCUGCACAACACGUUUACUCUCAGCCCUACGAUCUUUGAUCAUCUCCAGAUACACCAACAUUCAAGUGAACUCAGUUGCAGCAUUAGUGAACUUAUCGUUGGAGAAAGCCAACAAAGUGAAGAUCGUACGUUCAGGAAUCGUUCCGCCGUUGAUUGAAGUGUUGAAGGGAGGAUCUCUGGAGGCUCAGGAGCACGCUUGCGGCGCAAUCUUCAGUUUAUCCCUCGACGAUAACAACAAAACUGCCAUUGGAGUCCUCGGAGCUCUGCCGCCUCUUUUACACUUGUUACGUUCGGAGAGUGAGCGGACUCGGCACGACUCGGCCUUGGCUUUGUACCAUCUUUCACUCGUCAGAAGUAACAGAACAAAAUUGGUUAAACUCGGGUCGGUUAAUGUCUUACUGGGCAUGGUGAAGUCCGGUCAGAUGGUGGGUCGGGUUUUGAUCAUACUGGGAAACUUGGCGGCGUGCCCUGACGGGCGGGUAGCGUUGUUGGAUUCGGGUGGGGUCGAGUGCAUGUCGGAUAUGUUGAGAGAUUAUAGUGAGUUGAAUGAGUCAACUCGGACGAGUUGUGUGAAUGUGUUGUACGGACUGAGCCACGGUGGUUUGAGGUUCAGGGGGCUGGCGAAGGUGGGGGGCAUGGCGGAGACGCUGCGGACGGUGGAGAGAGGAGGCAACCAGCAAGCGAGGGAGAAGGCGAGGAGGAUAUUGGAGAUGAUGAAAGGGAGAGGGGACGAGGAGGAGGAGGAGGAGGAUAUGGAUUGGCAGGAACUGCUUGAGUCAGGGCUAACGAGUCGGACUCGGUUUGGGCCGAGUACGGGAAGGAGUGAGUCAAUAGUGAACUCGUCCGAGUUUUGAGUAGAGUGUAUUAUUGACUUUAUUAUUCUUUGGUUGUUUGAGUUGUAAUUUUGGGUUUGAAUUGUAAUUAAAUCUCUUUUUUUUUUUUUUUAAGAGAAAAAUAUAAAGAGAUAGUCUUUGUAAAAUAAAAGAACAAGAAUAAAGUGCCAUUUGUAAGUAGCUGUAGCAUAUGGGUUUA
Molecule: messenger RNA, 2218 nt
Organism: Pistacia vera
Lineage: Eukaryota; Viridiplantae; Streptophyta; Magnoliopsida; Sapindales; Anacardiaceae
Product: U-box domain-containing protein 40-like
Exons: 1
Coding region: 370-2040 (556 amino acids)
Biological process (GO): protein ubiquitination
Cellular component (GO): cytoplasm; nucleus
Molecular function (GO): protein binding; ubiquitin-protein transferase activity
Source: RefSeq, a predicted model, not a curated record